Messenger RNA from Yamadazyma jaroonii, 966 nucleotides. The record is from the annotation of a GenBank genome assembly. Lineage: Eukaryota; Fungi; Ascomycota; Pichiomycetes; Serinales; Debaryomycetaceae.
AUGGAUUACCAUUAUCUUCUAAAGAACAUCCACGAUACCCACUGUCAUCUCAGUAUUGAUGUCACCCAGCAAGAUGUGGAUGAACUACAAGUACAUUGGGAUAAGUUGGAGUUGAAUGCCGGUUUUUUCCGGCUUAUGUCGACGAAUCACAUCGAUCUAGAGUUUGUUAGCCAAUUGGCUGGUAAGCAGUAUAUCUUCCCAUACUAUGGGAUCCAUCCGUGGUUUAGUCAUUUGUUUGGGUUUGGUGGUGAUAAGAAGAGUCAUUACCACGAUGUGUUAGUUCCCCCACCGUCGCCCGAGCUUUUGGCGGUAUUACCAGAACCAAUAGAUGUUAGAGAGUAUAUGAAGAAGGUUAGAAAAUUGGCACAGGGCAACCAUACUCCCAAUGACACAAGCCCUACUACCCCCAGUACGGUGCUUAGUACAGCAGAUACCAAUGACGCUACCACCCACACAGCAGGUAUAGGAGAAAUCGGACUUGAUAAACUUUUCAAAAUCCCCAACAAUGGGUUCCUAGGCCAAGGUCCCAGUACCGGCCUAUCUCCCAGCAGAACCUCCAUGGCCCACCAGGAAGCUAUCUUCCGUAUCCAGCUAUCGCUCGCCCAAGAACUUCAACUUCCAGUAUCCAUCCAUUGUGUCAAAGCCCAUGGUGCGGUGUUCGAUAUCAUGAAAGACUACGACCUCCCAAAGAUCAUCCUCCAUUCUUUCAGUGGGUCCCGCGAUCAGGCCAAGCUAUGGAUCAAAACUUUCAGCCAAGUAUACUUCUCCUUCUCUCACUACAUCAAUGGAAGCAAGGACCUUGAAGGACUUUUGGAAGUUGUGGGUGAUAAGUUCUUGAUCGAGACCGACGUGUCGAUAAAUAAGCCGGGCUACGAGCAACAGCUACAGGGGAUAUUUGGGGAUAUUAAGGAAGGAGGAUAUAGUGAGGAAGAGAUUAUUAGCAUCGUCCAGAGAAAUGCCAGUUAA